AUGAUAGCGCAAUGGUUGUGUAGUUGUUCGACGGAGCCUAAUUCCAUUUAUAAGCUGAACAUAUGCGCGAAGUGUCACCGUGUAUCCUGCAAUUGGUGCCAGAAACCCGAACUACUGAUCAAGUACUGUCCUGGCUGUUUUAGGGUUGCGGAAUCAGAGGGCCAGCUAAGAUGUGUACACAAUUGCCUCGAAUGCCCCCGAUGCGAACUUAUUCUUUCUGUUUCAAUGGAGAAACUAGCGAGUGGGCACAAACGCUUCGAAAUGGUGUGUAAUGGAUGCAGCUGGAGGUACAAGACUCCUGAAGUUAGUACCUUAAAAACGCUCACCGGCUGCGUUGAAGAGCUGCGGAAAAAGGAAGACCCGUAUACCCAGAGGUUCAACUCGCUCCGGGAAUUCUAUGGCUUCAAGCGGGAGCUGCAGUACAUGGAAGAAGGCGGGGAAGUCAGUGAAAGCAUCGCGUCAAAAGAGCUCUUCGAUCGCCUCAAUGAAACAAAACUAUAUAAAAUGAUAAAUGAGGAGUGCCCAAUAGAAUUUAAAGACACAAAGGACUCAGGAGAUAUUGCCUUACCUCUUCCUCUUCGCCUACGUGCCAAGUUCGACUAUCGAUGUCCGUCUUGCGGGGAGUGGCUGACCAAGUCACAUCCUGACCCAAGGUCUUCAAGAUUUCUGCUAGAGUCGUUCGCUGCGCAUAUGCUCCCGAGCCUCGAGAUUGUUCACAGGUCUAAAGUCGAGCCUUCUGUCUCUGACGAAAACGCUAUGGCUUUGGUUUUUACGGCCAGCGAUCAAUCUGAUACCCCAGUUGAGAUCACAAUACUUGGCUCGGCUACAAUUCACAUUCCUGUACGUCAGUUCACAUUGGCAUAUGACGGGCCUGUCAAAUGCGAGUCUACCAUGGAAACUAUAAAGCGCCUUGUAACAAGAGUCCCAACCUACCAAUUAAACAGCAAUACUAAUAUUCUGGCCACGGAGAAGUCUAGGAGGUUAACGAGACCCGAAACCGCGCCUCACAAAAACAAUAUGAUAGAUCAAGGAAGUGGCUGGUGCAUACUGCCAAUGUAUAUACUCGAGCCAGCUAAAACUCAUAGGAUACAACUUACCAUACCCAUUAAAGGUGUAUACGUAACAUUGCAGGCGGUUCUGCAUUGA
Lachancea thermotolerans CBS 6340 is the source of this 1146-nucleotide messenger RNA. Its product is annotated as KLTH0H01474p. Lineage: Eukaryota; Fungi; Ascomycota; Saccharomycetes; Saccharomycetales; Saccharomycetaceae. Gene Ontology annotation, cellular component: dynactin complex. The transcript has a single exon. The record is from RefSeq and is a predicted model, not a curated record. The coding region runs from base 1 to 1146 and encodes 381 amino acids.